Rhopilema esculentum is the source of this 7591-nucleotide messenger RNA. RefSeq lists its product as uncharacterized. Gene Ontology annotation, biological process: cytokine-mediated signaling pathway. NCBI's taxonomy places the organism in Eukaryota, Metazoa, Cnidaria, Scyphozoa, Rhizostomeae, Rhizostomatidae. The record is from RefSeq and is a predicted model, not a curated record. Gene Ontology annotation, cellular component: external side of plasma membrane; signaling receptor complex. Gene Ontology annotation, molecular function: cytokine receptor activity; cytokine binding.
UAAGGUGUGUAAGAUUUUGCUCGAUAAAGUUUUGGCUUUGAUCACAUAUAAAAAGAAGCCAUUGAAAGGAAUCCUCUGUAUGUUGAAUCAAUUCAAAUGCCAAGAGUGAGCAUGUUUUCUGUAGUUUAGCAAAUUAAAAACCCAUAAUAAUCUCAGAAUUAUACAACACUUAGCUUUAUGGGUUUGCUUGUUUGUCUAUCCUGCCCUGAAUACAUAUCUAAAAGGAAAUGCAAUCGAAAAAAUUCUAUUCUGACACCACAAUUACCUGCACCUAGAAAACAAAUACGCAUGAUGCUGUAAAUUUUGCUUAAAGACCUCUUUCGUAUAUUGUCAACAGGCAGGUCAGUUUACAUUCUAUUAGAAGGUUACCUGCAUGCUUCUAAAACAUCAGAGUUGCGUAAAUUUUAUCUUGCUGAUGCGGCACUUACAUAACAAUAUGGUAUUAAGGUCUCCGCAGUUCGCCUCUCUUACAUUUGCAGUGACAUCAACAACAGGGAAGGAUGAAAACAAAAGACAGCUGGCAAUCAAAUUCAAGAGCUUGUUCUCUGCUCGUGUGUUGUGCUGUUCAAAUUUUGUCGUUAUGGGGAGGGGCUGGUGCAGUGCUUCACUCAAGAUUCCUGCAGCCCGGUCACGGAAUUAUCAAAGAAAUAUGGUACAACACACCAGAGCUGGAACUCGAUGCUUACAGAAAACUUAAAGACUUUCCCGCCUGUCCACAUAUGGUGCAAAACUUGGAUCAUUUUGAAGAUCCUAUGGUCUAUAUUAGUGCUAAGCAAAAGUUUGUCAUUGCAAGGUAUAAAGGCUACUUUGUUCCUUCAGAGACGGGAAAUCACAGGUUUUACGCAAAAUGCAAAGGCAUGUGCACGUUUACUAUCGAGGCACACCCGUUCGACAUGCGGAAGAUUCUAGAAGUUCAGCACGCAACGUCGUACAGCUGUUGGGAUUGCACUGCAAGUCAAAAGUCUCGUGAAAUAUUUCUCUAUAAAUCGGUGCGCUAUUACGUAGAGUUCAUGAGAGUUGGUGAUGGGAAUAACGACUUUGCAGCUCUGGGAGUAAGAAAACCAAGUGGAAUCACUGAAAGACCGAUAAAGAGGAGCAGUCUAUGGCGAACCUUGUCACUCUACAAUUGGCAUGGCCUACUUGGAGAAUACUACAAUAUCGCUCCAGGCACAAGACCCGAUCUUGGUUCCACCGCAGCGUCACCAAAAGAGGUUCGUUGCCUUUCGAAGACAUAUGAUGACAGGAACCAGCAAAAUUUUGGUUUAAGAGCAACAGGAUUUUUUCAUCCACGAGAAACAGGCAUCUAUCAAAUCUUCUUGUUUUGUCAAGAUCGAUGUGAAUUAUAUUGCACUAUAAAUGGUACAGAGGUCAAAGUUGCAGAGCAAGAUGUCUUCAGCAGCUUUCAAUCCAUGGGAAGGCUCCAAAGCGGAAAUAAAUAUUUUCUGAGAAUUAACUACUUUAAAGAUGACAAAGGUGGUACAAGGUUCUUCGUCAAGCGAAUGCAGGACCUGACUACUUACGAGUUUUUUCAGUCUACAGAGACAAGAACAAUAAAUUCAGAAAAUGAACUCAUCCCUGCAGCAUCGUAUCAAGUUGUCAAUUCAACAAGCGUGAACAUUACUUGGGGUGUUCCAUGGUUUCCUCUGUACAACAAUUUCACAUUAAAGUUCUACCAUAUCCGUUUCUCUCCUCUGGACAAUCCCACUGACGUUCAUGAGAGCAAAAUUACAGACCUUGCAAUUACUUCAAAAGUAUUCUCUGGACUUGGAAUAUGGACCAUUCAUGCAGCAAAAGUUUGGUAUAUUGGAGAUGAGUAUACGAUCAGACCUAAGGAUCUCAUUUUCAGAACCGGUGAAGGAGUCCCCAGUGCUCCACCAUCAAGAAUCAACCUACAGGCUAGUACCUCAACAUCUAUUGUUGUCGCAUGGGGACCGAUUCCAUUCCGCAACCAGCACGGUGCACUAAUUGGGUUCAUCAUCAAAUACAGUCUGAAAGGAGAAGGCAAUUGGUUAAACGUUACAAGCAACACCAUCGUAGUAAGAGAAAAGACUUUAACCGGGCUAAACAAGUACAGGGGGUACGACAUUAGAAUAGCUGGAAUGACGUCAGCAGGUGUUGGAGUUUUCUCCUCAAUCUUCACGCAGAGGACGUUGGAAGACGCACCAACUUUACCACCCACGAAUAUAUCCGCUCACAAUCUAAGUUCAAGAGCUUUGGAGGUUAAUUGGGGGACUGUUCCCUUAUCAGGCAGAAAUGGAAUCGUUCGGGUUUAUGUAAUAUACUACAAGCUGAAGGAUUCUCCAGAAUCAGAUUGGCAAUACACCAAGGCAAGUGGUUCGGUGAAAACAAUAAUAAUAACUAGCCUUAGGCACUGGUCCAUCUACCAAAUCAAAGUUGCUGCGAAGACCAUAAGAGAAGGUACCAAAAGCGAGGCGGUGAUAGCACGAACAGAUGAAUACGCACCGUCAGGGUCACCACGCAAUGUCACUGGGACAGCUAUUGCCUCAGAUAGCUUCCAUGUUAGCUGGACAGAGAUUCCAUACAAAGAAACAAAUGGUGUCAUAAUGAAAUAUUUUGUGACGUACAAAGAGACUGAGGGUUAUGCAAGAUGGCAGGAUGCUUACACUACAAAAAUGAAUAUCCUUAUAACUGGUGUAGAAGAAUACUUUAAUUAUACGAUCAGAGUGGCUGGAGUGACGUCAAAAGGCAUCGGUGUCUUGUCACAGAUAAUUUACGUCAAAACUAAGCAAGAUGUUCCAAGUGCACCAGCCGAGGCCAUCCGUGCAGUAAACACAAGUGCAAAUUCACUGUUAGUGUCAUGGCAACCCGUGCCAUACCGACAUCAAAACGGGGUCAUAUUGGGAUACAGUAUCGCCUAUAGAGCAAACGAUACAAUGGAAUGGAAAAACGCAACUGUGGAUGAUAAUCAAAUGAAGACUGUCAUUCAUGGACUGAGAAACUAUACAUGGUAUGAAAUAAAAGUGGCUGGAAUCACCAAAAUAGGGGUAGGAAAAUACAACGCUCCCAUUCUUGGAAUCACUGACGAAAAUGUUCCUUCGGCUCCACCAUCGAACUUCUGGGGCAAUAACGUAACAUCCAGAAGUAUCAUAUUAUUCUGGAAUCAGAUCUCUCUGAAAAACAGAAAUGGUAUCAUAAAUGGGUAUCGAGUCAUAUAUAAAGAGGAUUCGGAGGGAAUAAAUGAAUGGCUAGAAACUAGCUUUAGCAGUAAUUCAAGGAAUGGCACUGUCGAUAACUUGAAGAUGUUUCAAUCGUAUUUCCUGAGAAUUGCAGGGAUUACAAGCAAGGGAGUCGGUGUUUUCAGCAACUCGAUCAAAGUCUGGACUGACGAAGAUUCACCCGAGGGAUAUCCAAUGAAUAUUUCCGGUUUCGCAAGUACCUCAACAGCAUUAUCGUUAUCAUGGAACAGUAAACAGUCUAACGAGAGCAAUGGGAUCAUUAUUGCAUACAGCGUAUUCUAUCAAGUGGUAAAAUGUCCUGCAGAUAUGCCCUCGUGGUGUUCAGAAACUCGAGUUAUGAGUACAAAGACAAAGAACAAUACAAAUCACUUUGUGCUGACCGGGCUGAAGAAAUUUGUCGAAUAUUACGUUUGGAUUCGUGUUCUAAACAAAAUGGGAACAGGCCCUCCGUCACCCAAGUUUCGAAUCAAGACAGCUACAGACAUACCUGCCGGAGCACCCAGGAUGUUGGAAUCUUUCUCACGUGACUUUAACAGCAUUAGUCUUUACUGGGAUCCAAUCAAAGAGUCUGAAAGAAACGGUAUCGUUAUAGCAUAUAGAAUAUUCUAUCGACGGCAAGACAAGCAAGUUCUCAAAACCCAUCGAGUGGUGCGAGCAGUGAGCGGUUCGGAAAACAACACCGUUGAAGGACUUUUGCCUGGGGAAUCGUACAAGGAUGUCAAGGGAAAUUUUACCACUGCUGUCGUUGACAACCUUGAGCCAUACAGAUGGUAUAUCAUAAGAGUCGCGGGAAUGACCAAGGCUGGGCUAGGGCCUAUUUCUGUUGUCAACGCUUCAUGUGGACAGGACGUUGCCAUCAUUGGUCCAAGUUUCGAAAUCUAUGACAGGUAUUCAUAUAGCGAAAUUUCAGUGAGUUGGUCCGCAAUUGCAUCAUUCAACCAAACACGAGGGACAGUCUUGGAAUACAACGUUAAGUAUUGGCCUGUUGAAUUCGAGAUGAAACCAAGCCUAGAACCAAAGGUGACUUCGCUUAUGGUCAAAGUGCCUAUGACGUCAGCAAAGUUGACGGGACUAAAGCUGUUUACAAAGUACGCAGUAAAAGUGGCCGCAGUUACACAGACGGGUAUAGGAGCGUACACAGAUACCCUUUAUGGAGAAACAUGUAGAUGCGAGAAGGAAGUCCAUAUAGUCAAGAGAAUUUUGGUACCUCUAAUAACAAAGGAGACAAACGACACAUUUACUUUGCUGUUAGAUACGGCUGUAAAGUCAUGCUGCUCAACGUGUUCUUCGACAAAGACUCAAACUGACUGGGAGAUAGAUUCGCAUGGGGAGGGUAUACUCUCCCCUGAUGACAUUUUCGAGGAGCUGCAGCACGGGAAAGAAGUAUAUGCACCUCAGCUGCAGGCAAUUCAUACCUGGUCACAUCUUGAUCGAUCCCAUGGCAUUGGAAAAUUUGUGCCAGUUAUUCGGUCACCGGGGAUCGCAGUCAUUGCUAGAAAAAUGUCCGCUGCAGAAAAGGCCAACGAAGGAGCAAAAACGCUUAUACGUGGACUAGGCAGAUCAUAUCCCGUUUUUGUGAUUGCCUUGUUGGUUCUUGUUCUUUAUGGCCAUAUCCACUGGCUAAUAGAACUGAAAACGAGAGAAAAUCAUCUAGCUGGUGGGUUUUUCAAUGGCUUGCAUCAAGCUAUUUGGUUUGCUUUUCAAAGCCAGUUGACUACCGGGUAUGGUGACAUUGUGCCUUUGACAUUCUUUGGGCGGAUAGGCGCAGUAGCGUCGAUCGUUUUUGGAUUGAUAUGGAAGGCAUUGCUCGUAUCAUCGAUUACGGUGACCAUUCUGCAGAAGACAGAGGAAAAACCUGGGGUGUUUUCUCUUGUUGGAAAAAAGGUCAGUGUUACCAACGAUACACAGCAGUUUGCGUUCAGGAGUGGUGCUACAAUUUCAAAUGUUUUCUCUUACAAAAAGUACAUGAAGGCGAUCGACACGGUACUGGAUGGGAGUGUCGAUAUGGCUUUGAUUGACGGGCUGUCAAUCAUAGCGAAUGACAAGAUAGUGAAUAAUGACAAAUUGGUUAUAAAGGAUAUCAAAGACGAAAAUCAGUUUUAUGGAGUUGUUGUCAGUGGAAAGGCAGAGAGACUGGCAAACUGUAUAAAUAUGUAUAUGAGAAGUAACAAGCAAGAAAUUGAUCGUAAAAUGGGGAUAAACUUUCAUCGAUUGUGGAAGGUUGUAAAAAGUCAAGCCACAAACGAAAAAGUUUCUUAUAUUCUCAGUAAAGAUUCAACAGCUUUCAAAAUUUCCGUCAUAACAUUAAUGGUCGUCUUGGUUUUUGCUAUCAUCUGCUCUUUAAUUUACGAGAACCGCAGGAGGAAAACAAUUUUUGCAAAAAUCGGUCCACUAAGGUCAAGCCCAAACAAAAACGGCGAGGACAAACUUAUCCAAGUUGAUGAGUUUAUAAAAAAGAUUCACGUAAUGACGGAAGAACUGGAAUUAAAACAUGCAAAGCAGAUAAUUGAACUUUCGAAUAAAAACUAUGCCGUGAAUAUAGUGCCAGAUAUAAUCGAACUGUUUGGCAAUGCCGAUUAUGAGGAAGAUAUCAGAAAACACAAGCACACAGUUAGCCUUGGACUUCCAAAGCCAACAGUGGCUGGUUCUAGAGUAAGCCUUUCUAUUGUCAAUGAGAAAGAAGAAGAAGUUUGAAAGGACCUAGAAAAUGACGGACAGACCACAAGCCAGUUUUGGUUAACGCUAGAUUAAGAUGGCAGACGUACCAAACAACAAAUGAUAUAACAGUCAGAGAUUGCAGGAGAUUGGUUCAUGGGGCACUCCAAGGUAAUGGUAACAUCGCUGGAUGGGAGUUAGUUUGGUACAUCACUGUUAAAAAGUAGUUUGAGAUCUAGAUAUUGUAGUAAUGAUAUUUUUCUUAGUUGUAACUUUUCUUGUUCGAAAGAUUAAUCACAGAUUCGCACCUUUGCAAUAUAAAAGAGGAAUCGAAAAAAUUAUUUUUUGAUUGCAGCAAGAAAUAUGCUAAAACAAAAGAAGAAAGAAAAUAGAAUAAUAAAGAGUAGCUUGUACAAUGAAUUAUAUGAAGAUCUUCGUUGUGACAAGUGGUUUCUUAAAAGAUAAGGUGCUUUAAUGAAAUAUAUUUACUUUAAAAAACUAUUGACAAAAGAUUAAAAUUGUGUAGUUUCUCAAUGAGGUUCUGUCACAUUACAGCCCUUGUUUGCCCAAGAAGGGUAACGACUGCCUUCUAAUACCUUAUUAGUGCAUUGCACUCAGUUGCCAUGCUACCAUUUCCCGUUGCUUUGGUGUACAACAGUCUAAAUUCAACUGUCAACACCAUAUCGACGACAAAAUAUACAGAUCGAUUGCUUGAUGAUGAAAAGAGACUCGUCUGAAGUCAUUGUGCCAGGACCAAACACUCCAAUUAAAUUCUUGAAAGUGCAGGUUCAGUUGCAUUUGUACAAUGUCUGAUGACAUAGCAGGAAUCAUAAUUGAGAAAUCCAGAAAAAAAUAACUGGCAGCUUAAGCCAGAAUGCAAAGGUACAAUAAAAGCACCGAAUUGUCCCAAAACAUCUCACUCAGCUCCAAGGAAAUUUGAAAGCCAUUUCCAAAAUCUUUGCAGUUGAUGCUUCUUGUCCAUACCCAAGACGUAUUUACUUUCUACUUCUGCACUGUGAACCACAUCUGGACACAGAGUUCGGCGGCCUCAUCGUCCAAAGUUGUGACUCUCGGACAGCAAGAAAUCUAGAGCACGUGCAUGAAACAUUUUAAUGAUCAACUAAAAAUCGAUCAGCAGUGGCGGACACCAGGGGGUGGGGGAGGUGGCUUGCCCCCCAGUAUUUGACCCGAUGUUCGCCCCUGCCGCUCAGUCAAUUUGUUGAUCACUACAAACAAAACUAAUUUUGAUUUUGCUUAGGCGAAUUUAUGCUAGAAGUCUGAGAUUUUCAUCGCGAUUCACUGUUUACGAUACUUUUUUGCAACUAAACAUGGAUGGCAAAGGCUAAUUUCGAAAUUCAGGGGCUAUAGAUUCGCUGAGAAAACAUAUCUAAUGAAAUUAAAAAAGAAAAGAAAACAGAAAUUGAUUUUGACCAAAACUGCUGGAAAUGAAAUCAUUUUCUUGUUUUUCCUCAAGCAAGUUAGAAUAAAUAUAUAAUCAAAAUUAAAAUGCUACAUUCACUAGUCAAAUUUGCUACAAAAAUUAAAACAAUAGUUAAUUCUUUGAAAAUGACCCACUUCAAUUCAUACAUACUAAAUUCCCUAAGCCUUGCAGGCAAGUUCCCUCUUCUCAAUCAUUUUAGCCAGCAUAAGAAACUGCUUGAACACCACGCACUCCGACAUUUUUGAUGCGGAAGACAAACCCAGCCUCAGGUUGUUGCUUCAGUUCUUCUUCAGAAAGU